Messenger RNA from Seminavis robusta, 306 nucleotides. The record is from the annotation of a GenBank genome assembly. Lineage: Eukaryota; Bacillariophyta; Bacillariophyceae; Naviculales; Naviculaceae.
AUGCAGCGUAGCUGUGCAUAUAUAGGCGCUAGAACUUUGGUGCUAGUAGUACUGAAUCGUAUGAGUGGCGGCAAAUUGUACCUGCCGAUAAUGGCUUCACUCUCAACUUGCUAUGUGCCAUGUCACCAUCUCUGCUCGAGCGAGACAAUCGCACGGUGUGGGGGCAGUGGGAACAUGCGUGACGGAGGCACUAACAUUGGCAUUGGCAUGGGUUCUAGGCCAGUCGGCCUACUCCUGGCAUGGAUCUAUCCAUGUCAGGAGUGGGACCAGGUCCAUUCAUGUGGCCCGGGGAUGGACAACGGAUGA